Diorhabda carinulata is the source of this 2307-nucleotide messenger RNA. Its product is annotated as protein DDI1 homolog 2-like. Gene Ontology annotation, molecular function: aspartic-type endopeptidase activity; protein binding. The transcript has 5 exons. The record is from RefSeq and is a predicted model, not a curated record. The coding region runs from base 642 to 1925 and encodes 427 amino acids. Gene Ontology annotation, biological process: proteolysis. Lineage: Eukaryota; Metazoa; Arthropoda; Insecta; Coleoptera; Chrysomelidae.
GUAAACAGUAUGGCGUCGAUUUGUAACGUCAUUUCCACUGCCUAGUAUCCGGUAUCCGUAGAUUUCGAAUUAAGUUGAAAAUCCCAGACUGCUUGUCACUGUCAUUUCGCUAAAAGGAAUGUGUUCCGAUGAAAUCAAUGUUUACUGUAUCUAUAUUUCCUUCAUCUAUAUUAAUGUACUCUAACUUACAGAAACUUUAAUAAGAAAUUAUCAUAUCUUUGAUACCUCAUUAUUUCAAGAAUUUUUGAUGUUUAUAUUCUGAUGAAAACUGAACGUACCCCUUUCUCAUUCUGGCGAUGUAUAAGACCUCUAACAAAACAGUUCGUGCAACGUGAAGUAUGGGGUUAAUAACCUUGUGAUUUUGGUUGAUUUCAUUGUUUUGAGGUACGAUUCCCCACAAACAUUAGAAAAAAUAUCCACAAUAAGUUAUUUUUGUAAGGGUCAAUUUGCAAGUCAUUCUACGUUGAUUCAUUGGUCGAACAAAGCGUUUUCAAAGACGUUGUCAUUGUUUAGCAUAAAUUGUUAUUAAAGUGUAUAGCUUUCAGACAAUGAACAUAUGAGAAGAAAAAUUUUUAGUUAAAUUACACAGUGCUAACUAACAUUUAAAAAUAAACCCUUUCUGCUGGAUAUUAUACUAGAAAAUGAAGAUAAAAGUUACUACUUUGACUGAUUUUAUAUUUGAUUUGGACGUAUCUGAAGAUUUAGAAUUAGAAAAUUUCAAAGCGUUUUGUGAGAUCGAAUCUGGUUUUCCGGCUUCUGAAAUUGCAAUAGCUUUUAAUGGUAGACCAUUGAUGGAAAACAAGAAGUCACUGAAAGAGCUCGGAAUUAAGGAUGGAGAUAGUGUUACUCUUCAACAUAUUCAAAGUAGUUCCCAACUAAGUCUAGAUCAAUCUGCAAAUUUUGACUUCAGCAAUAUUGAAAUUCCAAAUAGUACAAGAAAUAGGCAGGUUGAAGAUGAUCCUGUGCUUAUUAAAGAAAUGUUCCUGGCAAAUCCAGAUCAACUUGCUCUUUUAAAGCAGAAUAAUCCUAGAUUAGCAGAUGCUCUCUUAAGUGGUAACAUAAACACAUUUGCAACAGUCCUGCAAGAACAAGUUAGAGCUAGACAAGAGCGAGAGGAACAGAGACUGAGGAUGCUCAAAGCUGAUCCCUUUGAUACAGAGGCACAGCGCCUCAUUGCUGAGGAAAUACGUCAAAAAAAUAUUGAAGCUAAUAUGGAAGCAGCUAUGGAAUAUAAUCCUGAAUCUUUCGGCACGGUUGUUAUGCUUUAUAUAAAUUGUAGAGUGAAUGGAUAUCCAGUUACUGCAUUCAUAGAUUCAGGUGCACAGACCACAAUAAUGUCAAGCCGUUGUGCAGAACGUUGUAACUUGAUGCGACUUGUAGAUACACGAUGGGCAGGAAUAGCUAAGGGAGUAGGUGUACAAAAAAUUAUAGGAAGAAUCCACAUGGUGCAAAUUCAAAUAGAGAAUGUCUUCCUCACAACUAGUUUUUCUGUAUUAGAAGACCAACCUAUGGACAUGCUGCUUGGGUUGGAUAUGUUGAAAAGGCAUCAGUGUUGCAUAGAUCUCAAAGAUAAUGUUUUGCGAAUUGGAACCACUGGCACAGAAACCAGAUUUCUACCAGAGAGUGAAUUGCCAGAUUGUGCAAGACUGAGUAGUAUAUCAGAAGAAGAUGUGGCGAUGAGGUCCAGGAAGGAGUUUGAGGACAAAGAGUUGCAGACUGCUAUCAAAAAUAGCCAACAAGCUGUUGCUGCCUCUUCAAGUCAAAUCAAUAUAAAUGUUCCUAUAGAAUCAUUUCCCGAAGCUGAUAUUAAUGAUUUGAUCAGUAUGGGUUUUAGCAGAGAUCAAGUGAUAUUUGAAUUAAGACGUUUCAACGGCGAUAAAACUCAAGCAACUGCCGCACUUUUUGCAAAAUCGUUAAAAUUUUAAGUUAAAUCUUAUGUGUGAGAGUGAAUGUAUUGAGAAUGUUAAAAUAAUUUGUAUUCACAUGAAAGGCAUAUCGCUUUAAUUGCAGAAUCUAUUCAAAUAUUAUGAUAAUUGGUUGAUUAUUAGAAAAAUGAGACACAAAUACUAGGUUGUGGUCCUUAUGUAAAAUCUGUAUAAAAUUUUCAAUUUGGAUUAGGAAAAGUGUUGCCUCGAUUUACUGUAAUCAACUAUAGAACUAUUAAAUUUUCAAGGGUAACGCAACAAUAAAUAGCAUAAAUUUAUUAUUAAUUUGUUGAAGACACUGGAAAAGUGGAAAGAUAGUUAUAAUUGUGCACUUUUUGAAUUUACACAGUUUUUGUUGAAAUUAUACUGAUUUUUACUACUC